AUGGGAGAUUACGCCUAUGUUACAUUCGAAACUCCGGACGAUGCUCAGGAAGCGAUAAAACGAGUAAACGGAUCACAGGCUGGUUUCAUUUAUGAAUGAACUUUUAUUUUUCUGUUUUUUUAGAUUAAAAACUUCAAAUUAACCGCACAAUUGGCUGCAAAGGAAGAGAAGUGCUUCCGACCGAAAGCAGAUCAUCUGAAGGUUUUAAAUUCAUAAUUUCUAUGAAAGAUAUGAUUGAAGGACGAGAAGCCAAAGACAGCGAGAGAGAGUGUGACUCCACUUGCAGACGAGCCGUACGACCGUCAGCUCGCAAUCAAGUUUCAAAAUAGCGAAAAGUAACUAACAGCGCGAAUACAGAGCUCGAAGUAAUAUUCAGACAGUCAGAGAAACUUUACAAGCAAAUGCAGCAGGGUCAAGUGAAACUACCAAAAUUAGCCGAAUUCAAAAAACUUUUGGGACCGGUUAAUUUCAAAUUUUCGUGUCUCGCUUCAUUUUAUAUAUUUUCAGGUCGUACCUUCCCCAAAAAUAGUGGGUUAUAGAAAUAAGUGCGAGUUCACUAUAGGACAAAACUUGGAUGAUGAGGUGAAUACAGUGAGAAUCACUCAAAUUUGAGUGUGGAUUUCAGAUUUGUGUUGGAUUCGUCGGUGGAAAAUUCUCGCUAAAUAAACACUAUGUUAUUCCUGUCGAAAGAGUUGAAAAUAUCAGCUCACAAAUGAUAGCGAUAGUUGAAGACGUUCAAGAGUUUGUUCGAUCCUCAGGUAUGAACCCUGAAAAUAUGUGAUGAACUUUGGAGAUUUCAAGGUAUGGACCCUUUUGACGAGUUCGAAAGGACGGGCUUUUGGAGAAUGUUGACAGUCCGAGAGUUCAGCGGAGACGCCAUGCUCAUCUUUACCGUUUUUCCGACCGAAGACGAAGCCAAAGAGAAAGAAUUUCAAGAACAGAUUGUCAAAAGGUGAGAAGCUCCAUCAUUCUUCUAUAGAAUUAUUUUUUAAGGUUCCUGGAUCCCUCAACAUUAACCUCGAAAAGAUUCCGCGUUAGUUCUUUGUACUGGCAGAAGCUGGUGAACUGCAGUGAUCCGACCGUUCACCAGCAUAUUGGAGGUGUUUUUGAUUCCGCUUUUCAUUUACCUGACGGUUCAGGAACUCCCUACAUUUACGAGUCGAUCCUCGACUGCAGGUUCCGAGUUUCUCCCGCGGCUUUCUUCCAAACCAACAGCCAAGGCGCCGGCGUUCUUUACUCGGUCAUCGGAGAGCGCUGCGGUCUGUCAGAUAUUCCGUCUGAAACUCCUCCCGCAACCGAGAUAGAAGAGCCUGAAAGCAAGAAAAUGAAGACGGAUAAUGAAAGUGAAGUACGUUUGGUUGUUUUUUAUUUGAUUCAUCCUCUUUUAUUCAGGAAUCACCGGAAGACUUUGGAACGAUUUUCCUGGAUAUUUGCUGCGGAACAGGUACGAUCGGACAAUGCGUCCUUAAUAAAUACAAGAAAAAUAAAAAGGUUAAAAAGAUUUCGUAAAGUUAUAAAAAAUUUAUCUCAGAUUUUUUGCAUCGGCGUCGAAAUGAUUGCAAACGCUGUUGAAGACGCGAAACAAAACGCUAAAAGUAACAAAAUGGAAAAUUGCAGGUUUUUUUAAGAUUGAAAACUCGAAAAUUAUGUUAUUGAUUGCAGUAGAUACAUAUCUGGAAAGGCGGAAGACGUUUUCAGAGACUUGCGUUAUUUGCUUCCCAACGGGUACGACCUUCGAAAAUCCAAGGUACUGCUCCUUUCUUACUCAAAAACACAAGUAGAGACAGUCAAGACAAAUUGAAUUUGUGUUCAAACAGAAAUUUCCGCGGAGAGAUUAGUGAUCACAUUAAAAGAAAACUUUAAGAUCCUUUCAAAGGUCGCAGUCGUAUAUCUAAAACGUGAAUAUAGGAUUUCAUUAGGUCGAAAGUUUCUUUUUCACUAUCAGGAAAUAUUUGGAGUAUGUUUAAAAAUUUAAAAAAAAAUUAUGCAUUAAAAGCUGCAAAAUCUCCUUUUUUUUGAAUGAAUGUGGCAGUCGAGAAUGGAAGAUUUGAACAUCUGAAAUCAUUUCGAGAGGAAAGAAAAUCGAAAAAAGGGGAGGAAGCUAAAAUAAAAUAAGAAAAGAAACUUUUGAGGUCGUCGGAGUUCUGGAUCCGCCACGUGCCGGCAUGCACGAUCGCGUAAUUCAUGCUUGCAGAGAGGUUUUUGUCAGGAAAAAAAAAAGAAUCCAUUCCGUUUUAAAGAUGAGCACUCUCCGAAGACUGGUUUUUGUUUCCUGUGACCCAGCUGCUGCGACAAAAAACUUGGUCGAUUUGUGUCGACCGACGUUAGUUUCUCUCCUUUCUGAAAAUCAAUGAAACCAUUCUCUCAAGAUCGCGAAAAUUCAUGGGUGAUCCAUUUUCGAUAAGCAGCAUCCAGCCUGUGGAUAUGUUCCCGCAAACGGCUCACGUUGAAUGGGUUGUACAAUUGGACCGAUGAAAAACUCAUUGUUCGGUUGUUAUUGCUGUUUUUCGUUCGCAGAAAACUAUCCUUGAAAAAAAUCAACGAGAAAUAGUAGCAUUUAUUUUUAUUUUGGAUAAGCCGUAAGCUUUUUGAAAUUCAAAAGGAAAACCGAAAAAAAAAAUUAUUUCACCGAUGAUUUUCUGGGAGUUUUUUUCCUUUUCAGACUUGUUGGUUGUACCUUGUUGUUGAUCAGAUCGAACUGAGUUAUCUUUAUUGUUAUAAAUAUUUCCCGCAGUGUUAUUUUUUUUUUAGCACUUUUAUGUUUUUCAACAAUGGGAAACCACACACCUCCCCUCUGGUAUCUCUCUUUCCUCGCUUUCUUAUCAUUUAUAAGUGUUUCAGUCUAGUUUGUGAUCGCGCCAAUAAUGUCGAGUACGUCUGGACAGGUAUUUUUCCGAGUAUUUCUUGGAAAUCGAUUCGAUUUGUAGGUUAUCAAAUGCAAGGCGACAGUUGCGUGGGAACCGAAUAAGCCACUUUCGUUGGAAACGAUCGAAGUGGCUCCGCCGAAGGCUCACGAAGUCCGCGUCAAGGUCUUUUUUUUCGGAAGUUUUGUUUUAUAUUUACCGAUUGACAGAUUCUGAAUACGGCGGUUUGCCACACCGACGCCUACACACUGGACGGACACGACCCCGAAGGACUGUUUCCUGUCGUUCUUGGCCACGAAGGGGCCGGAAUCGUCGAGAGUGUCGGCGAAGGCGUUCAAGGGUUCGCUCCAGGUCUCUUUUCAUUUUUGUAUCCCUCAUAUAGUGACUUUUUUGUUGAUCUCAAUCGGCUACUUUCUUUGAAACUGAAACUUUAUUCAGUCUUCAGAGAAGGUACUCUGCUGAAUCAUGGAACAAUUGAAGAGUUGUUCGUCGGUUUGCGAAACUGUCGUUGAUCAAACGUAGACGGCGCGUAGAGCAUCUCGUCUUUCUUGUGAUAGUAGUAGACGACUUUCGAGCGUUUCCGACGAUCACUGCUUCUCCAUGGCUACUUUCUUAAUAUUUAGAAAAAAAUGUUGGGAAUUCCCAUAUCUUUUGAAGUUUUUGAAAUGAAUUUAUUAAAAAUACAUAGAAGGUUUGAACAACAGUGUUAUUGGAGGAGAAUGAUUCUUCUGAGAAUCAAGUAGAAAUGCUCCUAACUCAGAUAAACAAAAUUUUUAUUGAAAUUACAAUUUCAGUUUCUCCAUCGAAAGUAUCUUCAUAAUUUCCCACAUAGUUUUUUUAAUUAUUGUUUCCAGAGUUUAUGGUGGCGUAUUUCUGCUCCGAAAUCUGAAAAUAUACCGUCCUUGAAGCACAAUAAAUUUUCAGGUGACCACGUCAUUCCCCUCUAUGUUCCUCAGUGCAAAGAUUGCGAAUACUGCAAAAAUCCGAAGACUAAUCUUUGCCAGAAGAUUCGGUACGUUUUGAAGCUUUAUAUUUUUAUCGGACGGAGACUUCAGUGUCUCACAAGGAAACGGCAUGAUGCCUGAUGGAACGAGUCGGUUCACUUGCAAAGGCAAAACGUUGUACCAUUUCAUGGGUUGCUCAACUUUCACCGAAUACACUGUCACAGCUGACAUUUCUUUGUGCAAGGUGCCAUUGUGACUGUUGUUGAAUACUUAGUUGGACUUUUCAGGUCAAUCCUGUGGCUCCUUUGGAGAAGAUCUGCUUGCUCGGUUGUGGCAUAUCUACAGGCUAUGGAGCCGUCCUGAACACUUGCAAGGUUUUCAGAAAAAUGGGAAAAUCCGUAAGAUGAUUGAUCAGGUGGAAGAGGGGAGUACGGUGGCCGUUUGGGGCCUUGGAGCCGUCGGCCUCGCUGUGAUCAUGGGCGCCAAGGCGGCAGGAGCGAAAAAGAUUGUUGGAAUCGAUUUGAUCGAGAGCAAAUUCGAUUCUGGUCCGUUUGCCUUUAAAAUCUCUCAGAAAAAAGUGAAGCAUACUCAAACAUAUAUUCUUCAGCCAAAGUUCUAUACCAGGAAAUUAUUUUUUCCAAACUUUCAAAAAAAAGUUCAAUAGUUUUUAUGAAAUAUGUCCAAAUCACUUUAAUUCCCAAGAAAAAUUAUCAAAAUUUCGUACUUUUACGCGUCGAAACGAAAAAAAGAGAUUUUUAGCCAAGUUCUUCGGCGCUACUGAUUGUAUCAAUCCAAAGGCCAUACAACUCCCCGAGGGAAAGUCUUUCCAGGUGAAUUUCUUUUGCCCUGUUUUAAUGAGGUUUAUUUUGAGGCUUGGCUCGUUGAUAACUUCGACGGCGGCUUCGACUACACCUUUGAGUGCAUCGGAAACGUUCAAACUAUGGUAGGUUUUGGUCUGUAGAUCCAUUUAAAGAGGGAGCUUCAGAGACAAGCCUUGGAAGCCGCUCACAAGGGCUGGGGCGUCUCUUGCAUCAUCGGAGUGGCUGGAGCCGGACAGGAAAUUGCGACGAGACCCUUCCAGCUCGUCACAGGCCGCACCUGGAAGGGAACUGCUUUCGGAGGUUCAGUUCAGCGUGAUAUCCCGAAAAGCAACCAAAAACGGAUGGAAUUGAAAUACCGAAGCGAGGAGAAAAAGUUGAUUAGGCGCUUUUUCUUCUUCGUCUUUUUGAAAAAAUAUUUUUGUAACUCAAAGGAUCUCAGCUCACAGUGGGACUUCUGAAAGAGACUAGGCUCACUAGAUGAAUUUUUUCACGCUGAUUCCGAAUCUGUCUUCAAAAGCUGCUCAGCUAAAAAUUAAAACCAAGAACAUCAAUGGGGAUACCACUCUCAAAGACUGCCGUCCUUACCUUUCAAGUUUUUGGAAAACAAUUUUAACUACCUUUUAGGGCGAGAAUUGAUUUUAACACCAUUUUUUUUAUUCUUGUAAGCGAUUUCCUGGACUAUUUGGGAUCUGUACCCACGUACAAUCAAGAAAAAAGAUCUUGACUUUAAAGAAAGACUUCAGGAAAAAGAUUAAUUUAAAAGUUUUUUGAUGAAAAUAGCGUUUUGAAGGAUGGAAGAGUGUGGAAAGUGUUCCGAAGCUCGUCGAAGACUAUCUCUCGAAGAAGAUCAAUCUGGAUGAAUUCAUCACCCACCGAUAUCCAAUCGAUGAAAUCAACACCGCUUUCGACGUUUUGCACAAGGGAGAAAGGUCUUUUGCUCAACUUUUUUUUCUCAAAAAAUCAUUUUCCAGCCUUCGAUCUGUGCUCUCCUUCUCUUAA
Caenorhabditis auriculariae is the source of this 5628-nucleotide messenger RNA. The record is from the annotation of a GenBank genome assembly. Lineage: Eukaryota; Metazoa; Nematoda; Chromadorea; Rhabditida; Rhabditidae.